AUGACUGAUCAACCCAACGACAAAAGUGUAUUGUCAUCAAUUGUUACUUUCGAAAAAACAUCCGAUUCUCUUAAUGUUAGUCAAAAUGUAAUAUACAACGAACAAAACGAACAAUCAACUGAGACAAGAGUCUGGUCAAGGAUUAUUCCUUUCGGAAAUACUUCUGAUUUUCUUUGUUCUAAUCAAAAUAUUAUAUAUGACGAACAAAAUGAACAGCCAGCUGAAGCAAGAGCAUGGUCCACAUAUCAGAGUUCGAAUUCAGAAAAUGUUCUUAGUGAAGGUCCGACAAGACAACAAAAAGUUAUUCUUUCUUCGACACUACAGGAUCAACAACAACGAUCAAACGAAGAUCAUCGUAGUGUGGAACAUAUUCUUUCCUAUGUUGAUCGCCGUCGAUCUCCUCGUCUGAAGAAAUAUCGCUUAACAUGGCGUACAUUCAUUGGAACCAUGUCUGGAAUGGAGCAAAUUUAUGCACGAGACAACUUUCUUCGUUGCUUUGAAGAAAUUCGACCUGCCUUUAUUUUCACGGAUUCAGUUUUUCGAGGUAUUGGCCAAGUGAUGUUUGCUAAUAAUCCAUUGUCAGGUAUUAUUAUUACAAUUGGUUUAUUUAUUGGAAAUUGGGAAUUAGCAUUAUAUGGUCUUCUUGGAACGUGUGUAUCAACAUUAACAGCUCAUGUGCUUGGAUUUACUCGUGAUUCUAUUCGAGCUGGAUUAUAUGGCUAUAAUGGAUGUUUGACAGCUAUGGGGAUAUCCUAUUUUAGUUUUCCUCAUUCUCCUCAGAUGAUUGGUCCUGUUGUAAUCAUGUGUAUAUUUUCAACGAUUUUUGUUAUGGGAAUCAGUAAAAUACUUGUUCAAAAACUCGAAGUCCCACCAUUUACGUUUGCCUUUCAAAUAUGUACUUGGACAUGGCUUCUUGGUGCCUUGAAAUUUCGUUAUUUUUUCGUUGACGGCACUAUUCUAUCGCCUAAUUUAUUAUCAACAUUCACUGAUAAACCCAAUCUGGGAAAUGUCUCGUUUCCAGUCUAUACAAUUCAAGAUAAUUUUGUUGGUUUCUUUUCUAGUAUUGCACAAGUUUAUUUUAUUGAUAAUCCAUAUACGGGCGCCAUUAUUCUUGUUGGUGUUAGUAUUUGUUCUCGAAUACUUUCUUUUUUUGCUCUCUUCGGUGCUGUUAUAGGCCAAUUAACUGCAGCCUAUCUGUUGGGAUUACCUGCAAAAGCAAUUCAUGCUGGAUUAUGGGGCUUUAAUUCAGUUCUAACAUGUCAAGCUUUGGGCGGUAUGUUUUUUGUUCUUCAUGGAUACAGAAUAUGGUUAUUAACAUUCUAUGGUGCAAUCAUGUCAGUACUUCUACAAGCAGCUGUUUCAGCUUUUCUCGUUCCAGCAGGUAUGCCAACAUUAACAUUUCCAUUCACUGCCAUCUGUUGGAUAUUUUGUCUUAUUGCUGGUUCAAAAAAUUUAAUUGCUGUCCGACUGACAGCCGUCAGUAUUCCUGAAGAUCACUAUCGUCGAUUUCGCCUUUCAAGAUUAGUGAAAGCUCAAUUUAAAUUCAUAAGCCAUUUGACAGAUCUUUCAUCAGCGCACGACGAAGAUAUAACAUGGGAAGAACUUUUCAAAAUCAACGAAGUGUUUGUUCCUAUUUUAAUGUGUUCGUAUGUUUAUCAUAAUGAUAUAGAUAAUUUAAAAGUGCUAGUAAAACAAAAUAUUAAUAUUCAUUCGACUGAUCAAAACUUGCGUAGUCCAUUGCAUAUUAGUGUUUCGCAGGGCAAUAUGAAAAUAACAAAAUGGUUAGUUGACAGUCUCAAAAUCAAUGUUAACUUGAUUGAUAAAUUUGGUGGCACACCAUUAUUUGAUGCCUUAUGGCAUGGGCAUUUUCAUUUACUUCCAUUUCUCUAUUCACGUGGUGCUCGACUUCCAUCAUCGAGAUCAAAAGAAUUAGCAUUUUAUUUGAAUGCAUUUGUGUACGAGAAGAAUUUGGAUGCGAUUCACUGUUUGAUUUCAUGUGGACUUAACCCAAAUACGAGCGAUUAUGAUGGCCGAAAUGCUCUUCACUUAGCUGUCAUGACUAACCAAAGUCAGAUCGUAUCGUACCUAGUUGAACAUUGCUCUGUUUGGUUAAAUACAGUCGAUUAUUUUCGUCAAACAGUCUUUGAUUAUGCAUCACGUUUAUCCGAUGUCCAUAUCAUGAAUUAUCUAUUAGAACAACGAGACAUAAGUCGCCCACUUGAGAAAAAAUCAACUGAAAACUCAAAACUUUUAGAAAUAAUCGUCGAACAAAUUUCAGAAACCAAAGAUAAAAUCCAGCAAAACGAAAACGAUCAAAACUAUUCCGUAAAUAUGGAUGAGAGUCUUUUACCUACACUAUUUUGCAUGAUUGCAGCUCAAGAAGAUAUUAAUGUUAUGAAUAAUUUUCUAAAAGAAUUUCCUCAGUUGAAUGCACUUGAAUGUGUUGAUUAUGAUUUUCGUUCUGCAGCGCAUGUGGCCGCUUCUGAAGGUCGACUUGAAAUUAUUCGUUUUUUGUCUCAACAAUGUAAAUUGUGUGACUUUCGACGAAUAAUGAACCGAGAAGAUCGAUGGGGUUUAUCACCGUUGGAUGAAGCCUAUCGUAAUGGACACAUUGAUAUUUGUAAUUUUAUUAAUGAAAAAUUAAGUACGCAAACUGAUGAAGUCUAUCCAACAAUAGUGAAUUCAAAAGAAAUCAGCUAUGAGUACAAUGUUACCUAUCGCUUGUUACGAAAAUGGAGAAAGAUUUUAAUUUUUUGUGCAUUGGCAGCAUCUGGUGAAGCUGAAAGAAUCAAUUCAUUAUUUGCUCGCGGCUAUUUUGUUGAAACUGAACUUUACGCCGACUAUCAUGGGCGAACUCCUAUGCAUUUUGCUGCAGCUAAUGGACAUUUAAAUGUAGUUCAAGUACUAAUGUGGCAUCGAUAUGAAGAUGUGAAACAUAAAGAUCGCUGGGGAAAUUGUCCUAUCGAUGAAGCACGAUUACAGAGAUUCGAUAAGAUUGUAGACGAAAUGUUGAAGAUCAAGUUUUGA
Messenger RNA from Rotaria socialis, 3027 nucleotides. The record is from the annotation of a GenBank genome assembly. Lineage: Eukaryota; Metazoa; Rotifera; Eurotatoria; Philodinida; Philodinidae.